Molecule: messenger RNA, 3134 nt
Organism: Pomacea canaliculata
Lineage: Eukaryota; Metazoa; Mollusca; Gastropoda; Architaenioglossa; Ampullariidae
Product: inter-alpha-trypsin inhibitor heavy chain H3-like
Exons: 17
Coding region: 16-3087 (1023 amino acids)
Source: RefSeq, a predicted model, not a curated record
GUUAUUGCCCCUUUAAUGAAUAUACGCGCGAGGGGUACCCGCAGACAUACUUUCACCCUUUUGGAGUACAGUCAAGAAAAAAGGACGGAAAGUAAACAAGCGACCUUUCACGAGCUACACCGUGUAAACCAGGAUGCUACUGCAACCCAGACUGUGAGGGAAGCUACUCUCAACCUCGGUAAUAUAAGGAGAAUUGAGAAGGUGGCUGGUGUAGUGUGUGGAUCCACAUCCCUUCCCACUGGACGCCUGGUCCAGUCUCGAGUCAUGGCGCCCUUUGCACGUUGGGUCUGUGCUCUGCUAGUGUUGCUGUGUCAGUACCAACCGGCAUCGUCUCAGACCGUUCACAAGCUGGCCAUCAGGUCGGAUGUUCGAUUCCGCUUUGCCACAACGGAGGUCGAGUGUGUCAUGAGCAACGACAAGUCUUCGCCACACGAACUGAUGUUUGACUUCACUCUGCCCAAGGGAGCUUUUAUCACCAACUUUUCUAUGACAAUCGAAGGUAAGGAGUACCCGGGACAGGUGAAGGAGAAGGGACAAGCCCGAGAACAGUACCUGACGGCGCUUACGAAAGGACACACUGGGGGUCUGGUGGAAGAGAGCACUCGUCACACCAACAGGUUCGAUGUGUCCAUCAACAUCCGGGCUGGAGGUAAUGUGACCUUUACUCUCCUGUAUCAAGAGCUUCUGCGCAGGCGCUUUGGUUCUUACGAGCAUUUGGUGCACGUGAAUCCCAACUCGGGAGCCAAGGACUUCAGCAUUGAGGUCUAUGUCCAAGAACUCACCGAGAUAAAGCAUGUCCGGACUCCGCAACUCCGCAAGGACAUUCUGAGCAACGCAGUCAGUGAAGGCCAAAAUGCCCUGACCAAAAUCAGUCAGCCUACCCCGACUGCUGCCCACGUCGUGUUCCACCCGACACAGAGCGAGCUGAAAAACACUGGUUCUGGGUGGUUCGUUGUCCAGUAUGACGUAGCUUCGGCCAACACAGGUGAACUGCUGGUUGUCGACGGAUACUUUGUCCACUUCUUCGUGCCGCCUAGUGACCUGGCUCCCUUGCCCCUUGACAUUGUGUUCGUCCUUGACCGCAGUGGCUCGAUGAGUGGGCGACCCAUAGAGCAACUCAAAGAUGCGAUGACAAAUAUUCUUCGCGACGUCCGAGAGAUCGACAGGCUUAACAUUAUCAUCUUUAACGGUGAAGUAGAGAAUUGGCAGGACGGCUUAGUGGAGGCAAGCAAGACCAACAUCAACAAGGCUGUCCAGUAUGUGAAUAAUAUCCGGGAAGAUGGAUCGACCAACAUACACGCAGCGUUCAUGCGGGGUCUGAGGUUACUGAAGGAAGCGCGCGCCGAGAAUCGCGUGCCAGUCCUCUUCUUCCUGACAGACGGGCAGGCCACCUCGGGCGAGACCUCGUCCAACCAGAUCAUUAAUGAUGUCACAUCCGACAACGAUGGCGUGGCGAACGUUUACUGCCUGGCAUUCGGAAGCAGUGCUGACUACGAGCUCAUGAAGCAGGUGUCCGCCAAAAACAAUGGUUUCGCACGCAAGGUGUAUCCCGCCGCGGACGCAGCCUUGCAGGUGACCGGCCUGUACACAGAAAUCUCCACCGUGAUCCUCCGUGAUAUGACCAUCACUUACUACGACAGCGGCAACACCGACAACAGCCUCGUGCGCAUCGACAACUCGUCCCUCACCACCUGCGUGUUCCCCACCAUGUUCGGCCAAGCGGACGCCGUCGUGGCUGGCCGCAUAGAGAACCCCACUGCCAUUGACCUCAGUCAGGCCAUGGGCCUGACCCUGACAGUGUCGGGUCAAGGUGCAACAGGUCAGGUCAACCUCGUUCUCGACGAAAGCCUCGUCACCCAGCUGACGUUGAACCCUAUAGGAGAGAACCGUUUCUGGAGCGUGCCGCGCGACCUGGCAGCCAUGACGGAGCGGUCGUGGGCGUAUCUGACCAUCAAGCAGCUGCUGCAGCAGAAGGAGGCCUUCAAGACAAACGAGACCCUCGUGAAAGAGUUAGACACCAAAAUACUGGCACUGUCUCUCCAGUAUCACUUUGUGACUCCGCUUACCUCAAUGGUUGUAACGAGGCCCGAGGAUGCUGACAAGAAAGCCGACGACAACGCGCCGAGUGCUGCGUCCUUUGCAGACACCGACGAGAGAAAUGCCGACUUUCCAGGUUUAUUGAGGACGUCCAGCGCGAGGCAGCAUCAUAAGUCCAUGAGUCCACUUCGUCUAGCUCCACAAAGGGUCGCUGCACCAGGCGGACCUCUCGCUGCAAGACUCUCACUAAUGGAUCCUGUAAGGAAUUUCAUGCCAGAAACGGAACCAGAGGGAUAUUUUUCCUUUAAUCGAAACUACAUGGGUGCUUCACCAGACGAACCUCUCGUAGCAAGCAACGCACCAGUGUUACCUGAAAUGCAUUUCUUUGGACCAGCGGGAACAGUGGGGAGGCGAGGAAUGCCGAAGAAGGGCCGUCGAGGACCAAAGAGUGAAAAGAAGGUUGGAAAGAAGCUCUGCAAAAGCAAUAGCAGAGUCAUCUUGCAAGCUGCCCUGCUGAGUGAUUCCUCCUCUGACCCCAAAAUCUGCUUUGAACUGCAUCCAAAGGCUGACAUUAACUACACUUUGUUCGAAUAUACCACAGAGAAUUUCAGAAUAGUGACGGGUCAGAAGGACAAGCAGAUGAGUUUUCUUGCCAUUUAUCGAGGGGCAGAGAAUGUAAACAUCUCUGUGAACGAUGAUGGAAAUCUCGAUGUCCUCCAUGACCCUUCUGGUAGCUCAACUCUUUUCAACGACCUGUCGAAGGCGCCGAACACUUUGGACCUUGAAGUCGGCGCCUUUCAUGUCAUAGUCUUGGUCGCGAAGACUAAAUGCUCGACCACGUUCCUGGCGGUCAAAGUUCGCUCCACCAGUAAUCUUGCGCACGCGAGGAGACUCUAUGGUGGUGUGCUAGGUGACGCAAUGGUUGGUAACGACCAAAAGUCCAAGAAGAAUGGCAAAGUCGCCCGGCAAUGUGCAAAACUCUUCAAGACCACGAAUCACAAUUCUCGUCGUCUUGGAGACAGAGAGCUCACGAAGCGUUAUCGCAUUUAGCAAACUGCAUUCUGGGAACACUUUCUUACUUACUCCCAUCCCCCUGU